AUGCCACUGUCCACACUUCUACUUGGGGGCUUAUUAGCCCUGCAGGCACAUGCCCUGCCUGGACGCGACAACCCUGCGAUUCUGCGACGAGCUUGUCCCGAUUACACCUCGUACGCCUCGACGCCGCAUGGCCCUUAUAGCGGUGGUCCCCUGAAUCUCCCCUACCAGCGACCCGCCGAAGCUUGUCGCACCUUCUCAUCCGCGUCUGUGGAGAAGGUUAUCGAGGAUGUUACCUCGCGUCUUGUCGACAAAGACCUUGCGCAGCUGUUCCGCAAUGCCUAUCCAAACACCCUGGACACUACAAUUAGGUGGCACCAAAAUGCUACUACAGCGGCUUCCACGCGUAAAAGCAGACGCGACACGGCCCAGUGGACCGGCGCGCAGACCUUCAUUGUCACGGGUGAUAUCAACGCAGAGUGGUUGCGUGACUCGACCAACCAGCUCACCAACUACCAGGCCCUCGCGAAGAAGGACAAGAGCUUGUGUAAUCUGAUUCUGGGUGCAAUUAAUACGCAGGCGGAGUUUGUGAUUCAGUCACCCUACUGCAAUGCUUUCCAGCCACCUUCGGCGAGUGGCAUUCCGCCAGAGAACAGCACUCAGGUGGACACUGUCCACCCAGCGUACGAGAAAUCGUUUGUCUUUGAGUGCAAGUAUGAGCUUGACUCCCUUGCUCACUUCUUGCUGCUCGGCACCGAAUUCCAUGAGAACACCGGCUCGACCGAGUUCUUGACCGACCGUUGGUUUAAAGCAUUGCAAACUGUCCUUGACGUGAUCGAUGCUCAGUCACAGCCUACUUUCAACUCAAAGAAUCAGUUUGUCACCAACCAGUACACUUUCCAGCGCGAGACUACUAUUGGAACCGAGACGCUGAAUUUGCAGGGUGUUGGUAACCCGCUCAACAGCGGCACUGGUCUCAUUCGUAGUGCCUUCCGGCCAAGUGACGAUGCCACAAUUCUUGGAUACUUUAUCCCUCCUAACGCAAUGAUGUCUGUCCAACUGCAGAAAGUUGCCGAGGUCAUCAAAGCUGCUGGUGGGCAUAACGACUUGGUCAACGAGCUAGAAGAACGCGGCAAGAACCUCGCGAAGGCUGUCAAGGAGCACGGUAUUGUCAACCACCCCAACUAUGGUGACGUCUACGCCUUUGAGGUCGACGGCUAUGGCUCUCGAAUCCUAAUGGAUGACGCGAAUAUCCCUUCGCUACUGUCUCUGCCAUAUCUUGGCUUCCUCGACAAGAGUGACAAGGUCUACCAAAACACUCGUAAGAUGAUCACCGAGAAGGCCGGCAACCCAUACUACCUGGAGGGUCCUGCUUUCCAUGGUAUUGGCGGUCCUCACAUCGGCCUCGAGAAUGCCUGGCCCAUGUCCCUCCUGAUGCAGGCUCUUACUUCCGACGAUGACACCGAGAUCUUGGAUUCCAUCAACCUGGUCCGUGAUUCUAGCUUGCUUGGGCUUAUUCACGAGUCGAUCAACGUGACCAACAUUAAGACCUACACUCGCCCCUGGUUUGCUUGGGCCAACUCGGUGUUUGCGCAGACGAUUCUUCAAGUUGCGGAAGAGCGGCCCCAUUUGAUCUUCGGUGAUAAUGCCCAGCCUUAUACUAUUAAUUAA
Messenger RNA from Penicillium cataractarum, 1608 nucleotides. Its product is annotated as glycoside hydrolase family 125 protein. Gene Ontology annotation, biological process: carbohydrate metabolic process. The transcript is spliced from 3 exons. The record is from RefSeq and is a predicted model, not a curated record. Lineage: Eukaryota; Fungi; Ascomycota; Eurotiomycetes; Eurotiales; Aspergillaceae. Bases 1 to 1608 code for a protein of 535 amino acids.